AUGACCUAUCACUUCAAAUCUACGUUAGCUUUCUCACCAGCCGAGUUGACCCACCGACAUCGAAACACGCCCUACACGCCGUGCGUCGCGUGCCGUGCGUCCCGGGCCGUCAUGGCGCGGGCGACGUUCGGGUCGGUGCUGUUGGUCGUGGCGAUGGCCACGCUCGGUUGGCUGUGCUCGAAAGUCUGUUCCUUCGAGCUGUGGGCACUCUUCUCGGGCAUCAGUGGUCUUUUGUUGACGCUGAGCAGCAACAACGGCGAACGAACGGGGAAGGGCAGACAGGUGCCGUGUGGUUUGGUGACCUUUGGGGAUCAGUGCACUGACACCCAAUGUGUGAAGAAGAGCCUUGGGCCUUUUCGGGAGCGGCAGGAGGUGCAGUCGGUCUUCACGAUCGAUCCGCAGACCUUACACAGCUUCUGGGUGCUGACGGGGCUCUGCUUGUCCUGGGCAGCCGUUUGCUUGAGUGCUCGUUCCAUGUUGAGAUGGAUGGCCCGGUCCUAUGGCGCAUAUGCAGUCAACGAACACAGCUUGAAGAUUGCGCGAUACACCGCGGUGGUCUUGCUGGUGCCACCCACUUAUGGGACCUGUGCCAUGUCAGCUCUUCGGGUGAUCACCAUCAACCGCGAAGAUACGUGGACAGCAGAGUCCAUGAUGGAUGUUGCUGAGCUCUUUUCCGCCUGCGCAUUGUAUGCCUUUCAGAGGUUGCUGGUGGUCUACGUGGAUUGUUUGAGCCCAAGCUUGAGUCUGGAGCGGACCUUGGACCAGGGAGACGUCGACAUCAAGAAUUCCUUCAAGUUGCAAAGGAGCUUCCAGUCGGUGAUGUCGUUGGGCAUCAAGCAGUACGUGGUCCUAGCCUUUGCUUGUAACCUCUUCUUGGUGGCGGUGAAAGCCUGGGACGUGCUCCAACCCGCUUCCUGCCAGGAGGCUUUAGCCUUUAUUGCUCAUCGGGGAUUCCCUCACCACAGCAUCAGCCUGGCGGUGAGUGAGCAGAAGCUGAACCAGUCGCUCCAUACGCGUGCAACAUCGUUGGCUUGUGAGGAUGUUUGGAAUUCAAGCUCUUUGAUGAUUAUGACUGCUGAUUUCUUCACCUGCAGCAUCGCCCUCUAUGCAAUCCUUCAGUACGAGCACGCGUUCAAUGAAGUGCUGCAUGCUGUGAACCCCUUCUGGAAGUUCUGGGGCGUGAAAGGCUUGCUCUCCGUAAACUUCCUCCAAAGCACGAUUCUGGCCGCGGUCUCCUGGAUGACGUCCAGCGAUGCAGCUGGCUUCGUUGCGACGCUCUUGAGUCUAGUCCAAUGUGUGAGGAAAACAUAG
This is a messenger RNA of Durusdinium trenchii, 1311 nucleotides long. Lineage: Eukaryota; Dinophyceae; Suessiales; Symbiodiniaceae. The record is from the annotation of a GenBank genome assembly.